Messenger RNA from Opisthorchis viverrini, 1729 nucleotides. RefSeq lists its product as hypothetical. The transcript has 9 exons. Gene Ontology annotation, biological process: protein ubiquitination. Bases 54 to 1649 code for a protein of 531 amino acids. NCBI's taxonomy places the organism in Eukaryota, Metazoa, Platyhelminthes, Trematoda, Opisthorchiida, Opisthorchiidae. The record is from RefSeq and is a predicted model, not a curated record. Gene Ontology annotation, molecular function: protein binding.
CCGACCUUCUCUUGAUAUUUUCAGCCACCAUCUCUUCCAUUGCAUUCGGUUAAAUGGAAUUGGAGAGUUUUCAACCUUCUUUUGGUUUGGCCGUCAACCUGAAUGUUCGUUGUCUGGUUGGCUUGCACGGGUCCCACAAAGAUGAUGGAUUGGACGAAGCAUUUAGCGCCGCAUUGGAUGAAGCCUCAGGUGAUGCCGAUCUGCUUCAGUAUACUUUGGAGUUGGAUGACACCGAUCGAGUGCAGUUUCUAGUCGGCUCUCAAUCUUUGAAAUCCAAUCUCAGUCAGUUGACGCUGGUGACGUUGCUUGAAUCAGACGGUAGUCAGCCAACUCACGUUACCAAGCAAACGUUUGCCCACCCAGAUGGGGAAGUCAUCGACUUGACUGCACUGGCUGCCCAACCAGAUUGGGUUGUAUCCACCUAUUCUGCGUAUUGUAUCGAUCAGCCGGAACUGCGCAGUGGUGCACGUGUGUGGCGAUUGCCCAGCACAGCAAAUACCUCCUCUCGUGCUGCUGACGGAAGUGGUGAGUUUCUCGGACUAACGGAGAGAACCGGUGACCCUACAAAUACACUGGAAUAUGUCACCACACUUCCACUUGACCGGUAUGCAGGUGUUCGACGAAUCGCUUCUCACCCGUCCUCGACUUGUGCAGAUCUGGCUUGUGUUGUCGGUCCACCACGUGACACCACAAGUUCGAAAGCCGGAUUGUCAAGCUCGUCUAAUUUGGCCACAAGCUACCUUACUGUUUUGCAAGCUCCAUCCGCUUCAGGAUCGGGUGACUACCGCGAAUCAGCCAGUGCCCAGUUAUGCCUUCCACAGUCCCCGUCGGCCAUAUUCACAAGCCACUUGAGAACCAACCUGGGACAUUUGUACAAAACAUUCAAUUCAGCAGGCCGCUUGGCUAUCACCUCGCCACCGUACGCUAUACGCUGGUCCUCUUAUCAACAGGCCGGACAGUUGGCUGUGGCUUUCGAAUCUGGUGUUUUGGGAUGGGAUAUUCGAUCGAUGAAACCUUCCUUCUGGCUCGAAGCAGCCCACUGGCCGUGUGUUCGCGAUCUGGACUUCAAUCCACACCGUCCAAAUCUACUGGUCACUGGAGGGGAUGAUGGUUAUAUACGGCUUUGGGAUCUACGCUUCUUAAAGCCGAAACCCCGCUCGGACGUUUCGGCCACCAAAGAUUACAAAACGUUAUCCCGCGCGGAAUCCGAGUUUUCAACGAAACCUCUCUACUCCAUCCAGGCACAUUCCCACUGGGUCUGGUGUGUUCGAUACCAUCCAACACGAGAUCAACUCCUUCUCUCCGCCGGAAGUGACUGUCGCGUUUACAUGUACAGUUUGGCCAGCUUUUCUUCCGAUGCAAUAUUCCGAUCCACAGACAAUAUGAACUCCGAUCGUGAACAGCUCAGCGAUCAUCGUUCGGUUGGCUCGUCUGGCAACAGCGUGAAUGGUGAAAUCCCCCGAGGAGAAAAGACUUCUGAUGGUCCCAUUGGAAAACUGGAACAGCACGAGGAGAGCGUUUAUGCAGUCGACUGGAGUCCGGUUGACCCGUGGUACUUUGCCUCGGUGAGCUACGACGGUAAUCUGUUGAUCAAUCAGGUCCCAGAGCCGGUAAAGCUGAAUAUCCUACUACACACUCAGGAAGAGUGACCCUGUGAUAUGAACGGCCCAUUUCUUCGUGAUAGUGUUUUUUCCAUUUGUUUCUCAUAAAAUAUAUUAUACCUUUCGUG